Messenger RNA from Gastrolobium bilobum, 492 nucleotides. Its product is annotated as CASP-like protein 1C3. Lineage: Eukaryota; Viridiplantae; Streptophyta; Magnoliopsida; Fabales; Fabaceae. Bases 1 to 492 code for a protein of 163 amino acids. The transcript is spliced from 3 exons. The record is from RefSeq and is a predicted model, not a curated record.
AUGGCCAAGAUUAGAAGAUUCUGCCACAUUCUGUUAAGGUUCUUGGCCUUCGGGGCAACCCUUUCUGCAGUCAUUGUCAUGGUUACUAGCCAUGAGAGAACUAGCUUUUUAACAUUAUCCUUUGAAGCAAAAUACACUGACUCCCCUGCCUUCAAGUACUUUGUGGUUGCUAACUCUGUUGUCACCGUCUAUGGAUUUUUUGUCCUCCUUCUUCCUGAAGAAAGCUUGCUCUGGCGACUAGUCGUCGCCAUGGAUCUGGUAUUCACCAUGUUACUCAUCUCAAGCAUCUCUGCAGCUUUGGCAAUAGCUCAAGUGGCGAAGAAAGGAAACACCGCUGCAGUUUGGUUACCAAUUUGUGAUUCAGUCCCCAAAUUUUGCAAUCAAAUGCUGGGAGCUUUAGUGGCUGGUUUCGGAGCAGUUAUUAUAUACAUGAUUCUUCUCUUGCAUUCUAUUCACACUGUUCUAGAUCCUCUCCUCUUGAGAAAAACUUGA